Setaria italica (foxtail millet) is the source of this 2080-nucleotide messenger RNA. Its product is annotated as serine/threonine-protein kinase AGC1-5. The record is from RefSeq and is a predicted model, not a curated record. Lineage: Eukaryota; Viridiplantae; Streptophyta; Magnoliopsida; Poales; Poaceae. The transcript is spliced from 2 exons. The coding region runs from base 89 to 1567 and encodes 492 amino acids. Gene Ontology annotation, cellular component: plasma membrane; cytoplasm; nucleus. Gene Ontology annotation, biological process: protein phosphorylation. Gene Ontology annotation, molecular function: ATP binding; protein serine/threonine kinase activity.
CCGUUCUCUGCUCUUCUUCGUCUCCUCCUCGGCUCCCCUGCCCUGUCCUCCGCAGCCAAGCCCAACUCCAUCCCAGCAGCAAGUCCCAAUGCCUCCCGACAGCGACGCCACCGCGGACCUCGCGGCCGACGAGCUGCAGAGCCUCAGCUUCGGCUCCUCCUCGCGCUCCCGCUCCGCCUCCACGGUCUCCACCGCCACCGCCUCCUGCUCCACCUCCUCCUCAGGUCCGCUCCACCUCCCGCUCCCGCCGCGUUCCACAACCCCCUCCGCCGCCGCCGCCUCCACGCAAAUAAUCCCGCGCCUCGGGUCCGUCGCCCUCUCCGACAUCCGCUUCCUGCGGCGGCUCGGCGCGGGGGACAUUGGCAGCGUCUACCUCGCCGAGGUCAGGGCGAAGGAGAAGCCAACCGGCGGAACCAGCGCGGUCGUGCUGGUGGCCGCGAAGGUGAUGGACCGGAAGGAGCUGGAGGGGCGGAACAAGGAGGGCCGCGCGCGCACGGAGCGCGAGAUCCUCGAGACCGUGGACCACCCGUUCCUGCCACGGCUCUACGGCGUCGCCGAGGGGGACCGCUGGUCCUGCCUCCUCACCGAGUUCUGCCCAGGCGGCGACCUCCACGUCCUCCGCCAGCGCCAGCCGCACCGACGCUUCUCCGAGGCCGCAGUCAGGUUCUACGCGGCAGAGGUGGUUGCCGCGCUGGAGUACAUCCACAUGGUGGACAUAGUGUACCGCGACCUCAAGCCCGAGAACGUCCUCGUCCGCGCCGACGGCCACAUCAUGCUCACCGAUUUCGACCUCUCCCUCAAGUGCGACCCCACCGCGCCCACACCGGCGCACGUCAUCUCCGACCCGCUCUCCCUCGCCGGCCGCUCCACCGCGGCGUCCACAUCCUGCACCAUCUCCUCCUGCAUCGUCCCCACCGUGUCCUGCUUCCAGCUCUUCCCUGGCCGAGGCCGCAGCCGCCGGCGCCGGCGCUGGCGUACCAAGAAGCCGUCGUCGUCAAACUGUGGCGGAAACAGCAGCUUCCCCUCCGGCGGCAGCAGUGGGCUCGACCUGGAGUUCGUGGCCGAGCCGGUGGAGCUGCGGUCCAUGUCGUUCGUCGGCACGCACGAGUACCUGGCGCCGGAGAUCGUGUCCGGGGAAGGCCACGGCAGCUCCGUGGACUGGUGGACGCUGGGCGUCUUCAUCUUUGAGCUGCUCUACGGGGUGACGCCGUUCAAGGGCUACGACAACGAGAUGACGCUGGCCAACAUUGUGGCGCGCGCGCUCGAGUUCCCCAAGGAGCCCUCGGUGUCGUCGGCCGCCAAGGACCUCGUCACCGCGCUGCUCGCCAAGGACCCCGCCCGGCGGCUCGGCGCCACGGUCGGGGCCGCGGCGAUCAAGCGCCACCCGUUCUUCAACGGCGUCAACUGGGCGCUGCUCCGGUGCGCCACGCCACCGUACGUGCCGCCGCCGUUCAGCUUGGGGAAUAUCAAGGCUGCUGCCGGUGGCGGUGGAGGAGGGAACAACGCCAACGAUGACGACAUGUCGGACGACGACAGUUGUCCCGGCACGCCAGUGGAGUACUACUAGACAAGCCAAGGAGAAGCGUCCAUGUCCACCUGCGUUGAAAAGACGAUGCCAUCGCCGGGACCCGAUCAGGAAGCUCUUGCCCGAGUCCGGCUGCGAGCCGGCGCGGGCACGUGGUGGGGAAUGGACCACGGCGCAUGGCGCGAGCACGAGGCAGCCGGGGCCGGGGAACACUGCGCUGUCGCCUCAAGUGGUUGCCGGCUGCCUGUUUCCGAGAACUCUCGCGCCAUGGCGAGCAGGCGACACUGCGCACGCUGUAUGAAUAACUUAAUACCGUUCUUGUUGCAAUUAGCACUAGCGUAUGUCAUAACCUGGCUUCCAUUGUGCCAUUGCCAGGUUGGUUGCAUUGGUUGGUGCCUGUCUCUGGAAAAUGUGUAACUGGAGCUAAUGUAUACGGGGGUGUUGCUUGGAACGCAGGAACUUGACAGGAAAUUCUUGUGAAAUCUCGUGUUCCAAGCAGGACCUUUGGAAUUGUAUUAUGUUCUUGAGUUAAUUUUUCACUUGUAUUCUAUGUCA